Triticum dicoccoides is the source of this 1378-nucleotide messenger RNA. Its product is annotated as syntaxin-132-like. Gene Ontology annotation, cellular component: membrane. The transcript is spliced from 6 exons. The record is from RefSeq and is a predicted model, not a curated record. Lineage: Eukaryota; Viridiplantae; Streptophyta; Magnoliopsida; Poales; Poaceae. Gene Ontology annotation, biological process: vesicle-mediated transport. Bases 262 to 999 code for a protein of 245 amino acids.
UCGAUUUUGCCUUGAACGCGAACGUGAGCUCGUGGGCGCCGCUGCAUAUGCUUCGACGGAAGGAGCGGGAGAUGGCGCUGCUGGAGGCCGUGAUUGGUGGAAGACGACGGGGAGUAUGACGAGGUCGGGGAGGAGAGGUUGGAAGGAUGGACGCGGGAGUCAAGCCGCCACGAACGACGAGUCAAGCCACACGGGCACGCGACCACCGUGUCUCCCGUCAAUCCGGUCGCCCAUGAGAGGGACGAAUGCGAUCAUGAGUUCAUGUCCAUGUGCUGGCGGUGGAGGAGGCGGAGGAGGGCUCAACUCGAGGUGGCCCAUCCUUGCGUCGGGGUCGUCGAUGGGGAUCAAUUGACCACCGGCAUGCAGCGGCUCAGGUCCGGACUGCUGCGCGGCCAUGGGGCCAUGGCUAGGCGGAUCCACAACGCCCGGGUCAACGAGAGCGUCGGCCUAGACCUCUACUCCUUCAACACGCUGAUCCGGGGCUGCGGGCAGGUGAUCUGGAGCGUGCACGGAAGGUGUUCGAUGGUCCGUUCUUUGGGCAGUUAUGAAGAAAAGUGUGGAUUAUGCUAUUCUCUGUUCCGAUUCUUGCACCUGUUGGUUUUUUACAUUCAGAGCUCUGGAAAAUAUGAGAUGAACUUACCUAACAUGCAGAAACCUGGAUGCGGGAAGGGCUCUGCGGUAGAUCGGUCAAGGGAACAGACUAUUGGAGCAGUGAAAAAGAAAAUGAAGGAACAGAUGGAUGAUUUUCAGGUAAUGAGAGAAUCAAUCGGGCAGGAGUACCGGGAAGUCGUUGAAAGAAGGGUAUUCACUGUAACUGGUAAUCGCCUUGAUGAAGAGACAAUUGAUGGUUUAAUCGAGACAGGAAGAAGCGAGCAGAUUUUCAAAGAUGCAGUUCAGCAGCAGGGGAGAGCCCAGUUUCAUGUGUUCACAGUGUACGAAGGUUAUCAUUGCACUUUUCCAAGCGGGGAAGAGUUAAAAUAUGGUGGCGGCGCAUCUUAGGGUCGGGUAGGGAGAGGAAGCAAGACGAUGUGGUUGUGAAGGGACGUUGGAGCUAAAUGAGAGGUGAGGAGUGGGAGAAGAGACUCCGAAGCACAUGAACAUGUGACUGAAAAGCGGAGAAUAGUGAAAAUACAACAGUGGUGCAUUUUUCUCUCGGUGCCCACUUCAAGUCAGCAUGUAAAUACAUCUUUUUUUUUUGUAAAUCUAAUUUCCUCCACAUUUCUACAUAAAGGGCAGCAUGCAAGGUAGGAACUUCAAUGACAUGCAAUAUUCGAAGACAUUCUGCGCCUUUUGCCCAUAGUGCGGGAAAGUGCAAGCAUCAAUUGUAGAUAGGACUGGAUGAGGCCCACCAUCAUUACAUAUCCGUUAAAUUACAAGU